AGUGAAGAUGAUGAUGUUCUGACUCACCUUGAACAAUGCACUGGAAACCUAAAGAUUGCUGAAGAUAAUUUGUGGAAGAAAGAUCUAGAAACUGAUGCAACUACAACAACAUGUACAAUGCAGCAGCAAAGUGCAAAUCUUGAAAGUCUUAGUUCAUCUCAACUGUGCAAUACGUUUUCACCAAGCUGCAUUCCACACUUCACACCCUUUUAUGUCAGUGUCAUUGAAGAUCCCAAAGCCAAAAUGGGCGCCACUCAGUUAACAAAACAUGAGAAAAAACUUUUGUCUGAAUAUGAGCAGCGAGAAGGUAUUCACUUGGCAAAGAUGAUGGACAAUGAUGAAAAUCCCAAGGAAUGGGCAGGAGAGACAUAUGAAAGGACAGCUGUUAAACAUGGGGAUAGAGCAUUUCACAAGUUUAAUAAAAAACUGCAACUAUGUCCACAACAAUGCUUAAGGUAAGCUUUUGUUAGAGGAUUAUAAUUAGCAAGCACCAGAAACUCUUUGUAGCGGUGAUCAAAUACAAAGAGGAGAACUGGAAUGUCUUAGGCACCCAAGAGUAUUUUUGACAAGAGAAUAUCAUUGUAUUUCCAAACGUGUUAUGGCGAUGUAAUUCGUCAAGUUCAAUGUAGAAUUAUUGUUGAAUCCCUGUUAAUUCUGUGUUUAUUUACAUUUUUGUGCUAGAUAUCAGUGGAAUGGUGCUCCUGUGUCUACGGUAACUGCAAACGUGUCAGAGCUCUUGGCAAACGUUCCCCGAUGUCAACAUUGUGCGGCAGAGCGAGUCUUUGAGUUACAGUUUAUGCCUGCGCUGAUUGGUAAUUUAAAAUGUGCAAAACAGUUGAAUUUAGCUCAUAAACUUGAUUCCCCUCACCAUGAAAAUCAAGAAGGACAAAUAUCACAAGAAAGCAAUCAAACUAAAUUGGAAACUUUAGAAAACAGUGAAAUUUUUGCAGAUGAUCCAACUCACCAACAAGACCGAUGGAAGACGUUCAUGGCAGCUGUCAAUCAAACUCGUGACGUCACAAUCGAAUUUGGAACUGUAAUGGUGUUCACGUGCUCUCAGGGUUGCUGGAAAAAUGUAGAAAACAAUGAAGAUAGCAGAUACUUGGAAGAGUUUUGUUUGGUUGAAUGUGAUCCGGAUGACCGGUUAUUUAAAUAA
This is a messenger RNA of Porites evermanni, 1156 nucleotides long. The record is from the annotation of a GenBank genome assembly. NCBI's taxonomy places the organism in Eukaryota, Metazoa, Cnidaria, Anthozoa, Scleractinia, Poritidae.